Kalmanozyma brasiliensis GHG001 is the source of this 1815-nucleotide messenger RNA. Its product is annotated as FF domain protein. Gene Ontology annotation, cellular component: U2-type prespliceosome; U1 snRNP. Lineage: Eukaryota; Fungi; Basidiomycota; Ustilaginomycetes; Ustilaginales. The transcript has a single exon. Gene Ontology annotation, biological process: mRNA cis splicing, via spliceosome. The coding region runs from base 1 to 1815 and encodes 604 amino acids. Gene Ontology annotation, molecular function: RNA binding; protein binding. The record is from RefSeq and is a predicted model, not a curated record.
AUGUCAGCCCCAGCACCCUGGACGGAGCACCGCACGCCGGAAGGCCGGCCGUACUGGUACCACACCACGGAGCGGCGUUCGGUCUGGGAGAAGCCGUCCGAGCUCAAAACCCCACGGGAGCGGGCGCUCGAGUCGACGCCUUGGAAAGAAUACAAGUCGGGCGAGCGAUCGUACUACGUGCACUCUGUCACGAAGCAGUCCACUUGGACACUCCCUGCUGAGCUCAAGCAGAUUCUCGACACGUACCCCAUCGACGGUGCCGUCUCCGCAGCAGCCUCUCCACGCGUCACAAGCAAUGUUCAAUCCCCCGCGCCGGCGCAGAGCCCGUACCCCACAUCGCCACAUGCAGCAUCGACCUCGUCUCCAAACCCCACUCGAGCAGCUGCACCUCGCACAACAGCGCACACGACCAUGACAGGCACCCCCGAGCUCAACUUCAAAAACGACCACGCCGGCGCCGAGGCAGCGUUCACCAACCUCCUCCGCGAAACGGGCGUCGACGUCGACUGGACCUGGGAAACCACUAUGCGGAGCAUCAUCACCAACCCACUGUACAAGGCGCUCAAGAGCAUCGCGGAGCGCAAAGCUGCGUUUCACAAGUACGUCGACGAGCUGCGACGCGAGCGGGCAGAGGAGUCGAGAAGGAGGGUGGAACAGCUCAAGCCGGGUUUCAAGCAGCUGAUUCUGGGGGAGAGCAGGUUGAAGGCGUAUUCGAGCUUUGAUAGUGCCAAGAAGUUUCUGGGGGGUACGGCGGUGUGGAGACAGGCGAGGGGGGAUGAGGAAGCAAGGGAGGUGUGGGAGACGGUCAUGGCGGAGGUGCGAGAGGCGAACAAGGUGGAGGAGGAGAGAAUCAGGAAGAGAAACAUGGACAUGCUCCUGGCGCUCCUCAAAACAUUUGAAGCCGACGUAUUCACCCGCUGGCGCGACGCACAUCGAACCAUUCUCGAGUCGCAGGAGUACACGGAGGAUCCGCACCUCUCGUCCAUGGAUCUGGGCGACAUGCUACAGGUCUUCGAAGAGCUCAUGAAGACGAUCGAGGCGGACUCUGAUGCUGCCAAGCGUCGUCAACUGGAUGCGAAACGACGCAAAGAGCGACACAACAGGGAUGCGUUCAAGACGCUGCUCCGCACGCUGCAGGGACAGGGGAAGAUCAAACCGCGUUCGACGUGGGGUGAGGUGUUGCCACUCAUCAAGGAUGAUCCUGACUUCCUCCGCGUGGUGGGUCAGCCGGGGAGCACGCCGCUCGAUCUGUUCUUCGACCUCGUCGACGAGCUCGAUCAAGAGUUGGAACGACAGACCGCCGAUGCGCUGCAGCAUAUCUCUGCCUCGGGCCACUCUGUGACACCCACCACCACCGAGGAGGACUUUCUUACCUGGACUACUGGGGUGGAUGUCCCCGCAGACACACUCAAGCAGAUCUACCACGAGCUGGUAUCCUAUCUUGCCGAGGAACAGGAGCGCAAAGCCACCGACGAACGCAGGAAGCUCGAACGCAAGCAUCGACACAGCAUCGAAGAUCUGCGGUAUGCGUUCAAGAAGGUCGAGCCGCCACUGGACCUCGAUGCAUCGUGGGAGGACGUCAAGGGGCGAGUGGAGGGGCUGGCCGAGUUCAAGGAUGCCGAGAAGGAGGACGAGAGGGUGCCCAGGUGGGCAUGGGAUAAGUUUGUAAGAAGGCAGAAGGAGAAGGAGCGCGAGAUGGAGGAGGGCAGGAAGCGCAAGGAGAGGCAGGAGUCGGCUGGUAAGGAGAUCGAGACCAAGGUGAAGAGAGUCAGAAGGGACGACGAGGAGUCGGAGCCCGAGGAGGGGGAGGUGUAA